GUCCACUCUCUCCUUUGGCUUCGCCGUACGUUAUUCAAAUUUAAUCCGCACCAGAUGAAUUUUAACCCCUCACCUCUCUCUUUAUGCUCGAGAUGGACUGUCGAUGUCGGAGACGAAGUUUCUUCAGAGUAAUUCCGUUGAGGCAUCAACCAUGUCCGGGCAUCUGGAUUGCUUAGCCAAGCCUUGCUUUGAGGGGAGCAAUGGGGAAAAAAGAGAGAGAAAAUCAGAUUUUGAAAUAUCUGAAGAUGACAAGAGGACUAAAAUGGGGAAUCUUAAAAAGAAAGUAGUAAAGACUUCAAGUAAAUUCAGACAUUCUUUCAAGAAGAAAAACAGAAGGAAAAGUGAAGCUCAAAAUACAUCUCUUUCAAUAGAGGAUAUUCGGGAUGUUGAAGAGCUGCAUGCUGUGGAUGCAUUCCGUCAAGCACUGAUCCUAGAUCAGUUGCUGCCGGCCAGACAUGAUGAUUAUCAUAUGCUGCUGAGGUUUUUAAAAGCAAGAAAGUUUGAUAUUGAAAAGGCAAAACAAAUGUGGGCCAAUAUGAUCCAAUGGAGACAUGAUUUUGGUACCAACACAAUUGUGGAGGAUUUUGAGUUCAACGAGUUGAGCAAAGUUCUAGAGUACUACCCUCAUGGUUAUCAUGGGGUGGAUAAAGAGGGAAGACCUGUUUAUAUUGAAAGACUAGGAAAAGUUGACCUCCACAAGCUUAUGCAAGUAACCAAUUUGGAGCGAUUUUUGAGAUACCAUGUGCAGGGUUUUGAAAAGACUUUUUCCAUUAAGUUUCCAGCUUGCUCUAUUGCUGCAAAGAGACACAUUGAAUCAAGCACAACAAUUAUAGAUGUACAAGGCGUGGGUCUUAAGCACCUAACCAAGGCUGUACGGGAACUUAUCAUGCGGCUGCAGAAGAUUGAUGGUGACUACUAUCCUGAGACUCUUUGCCGAAUGUUUAUUGUCAAUGCUGGUCCUCUUUUUAAGGGGCCUUGGAAUGUUGUCAAAUCUUUUCUUGAUCCCAAAACAGCUAGCAAGAUUCAUGUUCUUGGUCACAAGUAUCAGAGCAAAUUACUGGAAAUAAUUGAUGCAAGUGAGCUGCCACAAUUUCUCGGUGGUAGCUGUACUUGUGCUGAUCAGGGAGGUUGUAUGAGAUCUGAUAAAGGGCCUUGGAAUGACCCAAACAUACUAAAGAUGGUUCUCGGUGGUGAAGCAUUAUAUUCCAGACAAAUAGUGACAGUGUCAAAUGGCAAGCGCAGAGUAAUUUUGUAUGAUAAGCCAUGCCAUCCAUUGAUGAGAGGUGGUGAUGCAUCUACUGCAGAAUCAGGGUCUGACGUUGAAGAAAUUGCUUCUCCUAAGCCAUCUAGAAGUUGUUUGCAGCCAGCAUUGGCUUCUGUUUGUGAAGACAUGUUUAUGGCUAAAAUGGCUGGUAAGUCAAGCUCGGGUGGUGGUUUAAGUGAGUUUGAUGAAUGUGUGCCCAUGAUUGACAAGGUUGUGGAUGCGGUAUGGGAUAAAGUUGAGUUUCAACAAAAUAUCUCUACUUCCAAAGGGGCCUGCUCUUUGUCGACUAUAGAAAAUAAUCCUGAAGGAUUCCCCACUAAAAUUUGGGCUGUUAUAGUCACCUUCUUUUUUACCUUUCUUGCUCUUAUCCAAAAAUUGGCAUUCCAACUGACUAAGAAAUGCUGUAUGCCUGAAAUGACCCGUGCCUUCCCUGAUCCAAAUGGUGAAUCGAUGCACAAGGAAGAGUCUCGCCUCUCUUUGCCUCCUCCAAGGUAUACAGAGGCAGACCUUGCAUCAUCUGUUCUAAGAAAACUAGAAGAGCUUGAGGAAAAGGUUGAGAUACUACAAUCAAAGCCAUUUGCAAUGCCUGGUGAGAAAGAGGAGUUGCUGAAUGCUGCUGUUCAUCAUGUUGAUGCAUUAGAAGCAGAGCUAAUUGUUACCAAAAAGGCUUUGCAUGAAGCUUUGAUUAGGCAGGAUGAUUUUCUUGCAUACAUUGAUCGUCAACAAGAAGCGAAGUUGCGGAAAAGGAAAUUUUGGUGGUGAGAGCGAGAUUCAUAUACAGGAGGCACUCUUGAUGGAAAUUCUAUCUGCAUAUACAAUUUCGUUACCUGUAUAUGGUUCUUAUAGUAUCUUGUAAAUAAAUACAUGCAUAAUCAAACUUCUCUCCAUAGAUAUUCAUAGAGAGGUGUACCGUCCUGGUUUCGAUGGUGUUAUUUACUUAUUUUUGAAAUGAAAAAAACACCCUUCA
Rubroshorea leprosula is the source of this 2231-nucleotide messenger RNA. Lineage: Eukaryota; Viridiplantae; Streptophyta; Magnoliopsida; Malvales; Dipterocarpaceae. The record is from the annotation of a GenBank genome assembly.